UCGAAAACGGCGUUGCGACGCCAUGUAACCAUGGUGAGGCGUCUAGUUUGCUUCCAUUUAAAUACUUUGCACUCGACACAUCAGCAGCUCUUUCUUAGUGUCGCUUUUCUACAAGCGCUCCAUUGGUUAAAAAUGCUAAAUUCCCUCUUUAUCAACCACCAGGACCAAAAGGAGGCGUUGGCCAUCGAAAGAAGGCGCCGGUUCGAGGAGUCCCGGAAGCAACGUAUUUUCAAUGCACGCCGUCGGAUCAUCGGGGUCGACACUGAUGCGUUAGGAUAUCAGGUGCAAGAGAAGCAAGAGGCCCUACAGGCGGAAUCAGAGCAAGCCCGUAAGCUCGCGGAGGAAGUGCACCGGCAGGAGCAGGUGUUGCUGUUGAAGCAACGCGAGCAACGCCAGGAACGCAUUCGACAGGAAGAUGAGUUGAACCGUUUCCGGGCAACCCACCAGCGGCCGGAGCAGUCGAGGGAUUUCGAUCUGUUCGAUCCGGACGGGUUGAAAAAAGAACUGCCCGCUCGCACCGGGGACGAUGAUCCGCGCCUGAGCGUUUCCGGUGCUCAGUUGUUCGAUGGUGAGGAUCUCCAGGAACGUCACCGGCGUAAGGUGCAGCGUGAGCAACAGCGCUCCUGGUUGGAACAACAGAUACGAGAAAAGAGGCAGGCCGAAAUAGAUCGGAGGGCAGCAGAGCGGUUUCUCGAGGAAACUCUCAUGUCCCGCGAGGCUCGAGUCCACCAGUUAAACGCGCAGGAACGCUAUGCGCGCGAGAAAAUCCAGGAAGCCGUCAACGAGUUUAACCGCCGACUCAUGCACGAGCAGGACCAGCAACGCCGGCGGAAGGAUCGCGAAGAACAGGAAGACAAUUUGGCCGAAAUCUACAACCAUCUGACGAGCGAUCUGCUGACGGAAAAUCCGGACGCGGCCAAGAGUAGCUUUGGUCCGAAUCGUGUAAUAACGGCACAGUACAAGGGUAUGUCACCCGAGGAGCUGGAACAGAUCCGCCAGCAACAGGAGCAACAGCUGGAGGAGCUGAACCGCAGACGACAAGAGGAAGCAAACACGCGUGAAUCCUGGGAUCGUUUGGCCAAUGAUUUCGAUCGUGCGGUGACGAUGAAGGAACGAGAACUGAUGCGCCGACGGCACGCGCUGGCUGAACAGAUACGACACGAAAACCAUCAGCUAGCACUGGAUCAGCAGCGAAAGCUAGCGCAUCUCGAUCAGGUGGUCUAUCAAAACCGUCCGACGCAGGCCUACUUCGAUCAGUUCAAUACCUGCACCAGAUAAGCGACACUUGGACGCCAUCCGUACCAAGAUCUUCUUUUUUAAUACUCCCGAGCCUACUAUGACUAGCAAUAAAUUCCGUGUGUAACGGGGCCACAUAA
Messenger RNA from Anopheles darlingi, 1376 nucleotides. Its product is annotated as RIB43A-like with coiled-coils protein 2. NCBI's taxonomy places the organism in Eukaryota, Metazoa, Arthropoda, Insecta, Diptera, Culicidae. The transcript is spliced from 2 exons. The record is from RefSeq and is a predicted model, not a curated record. The coding region runs from base 31 to 1278 and encodes 415 amino acids.